Molecule: messenger RNA, 561 nt
Organism: Monoraphidium neglectum
Lineage: Eukaryota; Viridiplantae; Chlorophyta; Chlorophyceae; Sphaeropleales; Selenastraceae
Exons: 2
Coding region: 1-561 (186 amino acids)
Biological process (GO): tRNA methylation; RNA (guanine-N7)-methylation
Cellular component (GO): tRNA methyltransferase complex
Molecular function (GO): tRNA (guanine(46)-N7)-methyltransferase activity
Source: RefSeq, a predicted model, not a curated record
AUGCAUCUGCCCCUGGCGCGCCUGCCAUCCUGCUGCAGCCAGCAGACGGCCGCCGUAUUGUCAGCCGCCCCGCCGCCGCCGCGUGUCGCGUUGCCCAACCAGCGACCCCAGCAGCAGCACCAGCAACAGCGACCCCAGCAGCGGCGGCAGCAUCCGCAGCAGCGGCGGCGCCUCUCCUUUGUGGCGGCAGCUGCUGGCGUCAGCGGCGUGGACGCGGGAAGCGGCAUGCCAUCGCACACGGCUGAUUCCAAGGACUCCCCGUUCAAUGAGCUCAAGCUAGCCAAGGCCAUGGAGGGGUGGGGCAAGGUGCGCGUGCGCCAGCACGUGAACCCCCUUCGCUCCGAGUACCAGACGCCCCUGGGGGCCGUCGACUGGGCGGCCGCGUUUGAGGACCCCACGCUGCCCCUGGUGGUCGACCUGGGCUGCGGCCCCGGCCGCUUCCUGCUGCUGCUGCAGCGGCGCGCGGCCGCGGGCGAGGCGGCGGGCGCGGGGGUGCCGGCGGGCGGGAGGUGCAACUUCUUGGGGGUGGAGAUCCGCCGGGCGGUGAGCUGCGUUGCGUGA